AUGCAAGGCUUUGUCAAAGACCGGCAGAGCACCAACAGCCCACAUAAUGCUCUAGCCAAUGCCCAACACGUACCCAAGACUGACCGACAAGCUGUUGGUGCUAAUGCAAGGGUAUCAAUCAAAAAUGGCCUCCCUUCUCAGCGACGCACACCAGUGUCUGGAGCUCUGGGACGUGGGUCUGCCAACGCUCAGAACAGCUCAGCUGUUCUGCAGAACCCUCGACGCGUUCAUUCGGCUCAAGGUCACACUCAAAAACGUGAUCCCUACGAUACUGAUGCAGAAAGCCUAGACACUACUAUCGACCAAUCUGUUGUUCAGUUAGAGGGUGGGCCACAGAAUCAGCAACAGUACCAUCAGAAUGGGCAAGUCUUUGAUCUUGGUGUGAGUGGCGAUGUCGGGGAAAGCAAUCAAGGCUCCGAAGAACCAGAGCAUCCUUACGAAGAGGAAAACGAAGGCAUUACCCAAGAUGAUGAGGAUUUUCUUGAAAGCAAAGGACUUGGUCACCUACAUCAAGCUCAAAAGAUUGAAUUCCUGAAGCAAGCGGGACGAUUGGAUCUGCCAGCUGUCGAAGGCGAUUCAUACCCAACUACCACUAACGGCGAGCCUUCUGAAAUGGACGGUAUACAGGAGCCGUCUUCCGGUUAUCGUUAUGAAGGCCGUCAAAGUUCCCCUUUCCAUCAGCACCCCAACGUCAAGCAUGAGCCUGGACAGUCAAAUGUGCUGCAGCCGACACACCGCCAACAGAAACUGCAUAUGCCAGUCCCGAGGCAGAGCCUUCAUAAGCCUUCGCAGCUGUUUGAGCAGUCUGCACAACUCCGCGAUCAGACGCGCGCCAAUGUGCCCAGCGUGCAACAACCUAGGCAAAACUUCCCGCAGCAUCGUGUCGUUCCUCAGUCGGGCCAGCCACCCACUUACAAUCAGUUUAAUGCAGGCGUUGCUCCUGCAGUUUUUCCCAUAUACUCAAACCCCUAUCAGAAUACCCAUGUCGAAGCCAACAAUCAGCAAUAUGUCCAUCGUCAACAACCCGGUCCUUCCCAUGUCCAGUUCCAGUUCGAGCCCGUAAAGCCAAUUGAGCCACCUGCACCCGCAGAGUACCCCUUUUCAGCACAAAUGAUACCUAAACAAACAAGCUAUCAACCACCAGUCGAACAAGCUGCGAUUGAGGAGCUUCAGGAUACCCAAAUCGAAGACUACGACGCCGAAGCGCUUUUCAACAUGAAGUAUGAAAGCCUAAAGAGCGAAAGCUUCGACACCAAUCCGCGUGCGAAGCCUCUUGUUCUCACUGAGGAAGAUGCGCAGAAACCUCUGCCCGAGCGUCUUGUACUGGUACAGAAGAAUCUCACCCCAGACAAGCAAGCCAAUUUCUUUUCCUCGCUCCCUACUAGUGAAUGGGAGGAUGCUGGGGACUGGUUCCUCGAUCAGUUCCAGAGUAUCGUUCAGCGCACGAAGCAAGCUAGGCAGAAGAAGCGUAAGCUUGCGCAAGAAUUUGAAGAAGAAGUCGAGAAGCGACAUAGGCAUGUGGCGAAGAAGCAACAGCAGGUCGAGCAGGCGAUGGAGAAGAUGAAGGCUCAAGGUGAGAGUCUGGUGCCUAGGAGUCCGAGGCCCUCGAAGAGUCCUAGACCCAGGAGAAACUAA
This is a messenger RNA of Bipolaris oryzae ATCC 44560, 1635 nucleotides long. RefSeq lists its product as uncharacterized. The transcript has a single exon. The record is from RefSeq and is a predicted model, not a curated record. Gene Ontology annotation, cellular component: RNA polymerase I core factor complex. The coding region runs from base 1 to 1635 and encodes 544 amino acids. Lineage: Eukaryota; Fungi; Ascomycota; Dothideomycetes; Pleosporales; Pleosporaceae. Gene Ontology annotation, biological process: nucleolar large rRNA transcription by RNA polymerase I. Gene Ontology annotation, molecular function: RNA polymerase I core promoter sequence-specific DNA binding; TBP-class protein binding.